This is a messenger RNA of Angiostrongylus costaricensis, 606 nucleotides long. NCBI's taxonomy places the organism in Eukaryota, Metazoa, Nematoda, Chromadorea, Rhabditida, Metastrongylidae. The record is from the annotation of a GenBank genome assembly.
AUGGGGGUGUGUUUGACCAUCGCUUGCUACCUGAUUACAUUCUCCCCUUCAGCAGCACUAUUCUGUCGUUUUGUUGCCAAGGAUCCGCUGCGGAUAAUUCUAUUCGUUUUGGGUGCUUUCUUCUGGUUGGCAUCUUUACUUCUGAGUUCUUUCAUUUGGUUGGCGAUUUCAAUGUUAGGAGAUGCUCUUCCAAUAACUCUAGUUUGUUCAAUAUUUUUGCAAGAUGCAGCUCGUAUUUUCUACUUUUGGCUGCUGAAGAAGGCGCAGAGAGGUCUGAAUAAAAUUACCCGUCCUGGCACAACAUCGAUUGCUCCUGGAGUUUCAGAUCUACACAACGCAAGGCACAUGCUUGCUCUGGUAUGUGGCCUCGGUAUGGGAGUGAUGGCUGCGCUUGUGCUAACAAUGAAUGUUUUCGCCGAAUUUGCUGGUCCUGGCACAAUUGGUCUUCCUCGUGCUAUGGAAAUAAAUAAUCGUGACGUUAAAACCGCUGGGACACAGCUUCCUCUCUAUUAUGCUUUGUCGGGAUGUCUCACCUGUCUAUUUAACGUGGUCUGGACCAUAAUGGUAAGUCACCUAAAGUUACAUCAUCAAUACUCAACACUGUAA